Molecule: messenger RNA, 1041 nt
Organism: Plasmodium relictum
Lineage: Eukaryota; Apicomplexa; Aconoidasida; Haemosporida; Plasmodiidae
Product: SRR1-like protein
Exons: 1
Coding region: 1-1041 (346 amino acids)
Biological process (GO): microtubule-based process
Cellular component (GO): cytoplasm; nucleus
Source: RefSeq, a predicted model, not a curated record
AUGGAAAAUUGGGUUCUUGUACAAAAUAAAUAUAAAUUAAAAAAAAAAAAGAAGAAAAAUAAAAAAAUAGAAGAAUUUUAUAUUGACAAAGAAGAAAGAAAAGACUUGAAUUAUAAUAUAGAAAAAUAUAAAGAAAGUCAACAUAAUGAAAAAAAACGUACAGAAAGUAUCUACAAUGAAAUAAAAAAAGUUAUAUCAUAUUUAGAAAAAAGCAUUUUUUUUAAAAAUUUCCAAAAAAAAUUUAAUGAGAUAAAUAGAAAUAAUAUUAACACUGGAAUAAUUUGUUUAGGUUUAGGUUCUUUAAUAGAUAUAAAUCCUAAUAAUAAAAAAUCAUGUAUUUAUCAGUUGAGUUUUAUAUUAUUAUUAAAAAAAAUAUAUAACAUUUCUAAUAUAUACAUUUAUGAUCCUAAAAUUACUAAAAUAGAUAAAAAUGUAUAUGAUUUAUUUAACAUAGAAAUACUAAUUUGUCUUGAAAAAAAUAAUAUGAGACAUCAAAAUAAGGAAAAUAAAGAUAAAGAGAAAACAAUUCAAGAAAAUAAUAACGAUGAAAAAAAUAUUCAAACGAUUAGAAUUACAAAUAAAAAUGAAAAUUUUUUAUUAUAUAUGCCUCAUUGUGAUAUUAGUUUAUAUGGAGAAAUUUUAUAUUACAUUUUUAUGUAUGAAAAAUUAAUAUAUUUAAAUGCUCAUUUUUUUAUUCAUUUAGAAAACAUUAUUUUUCUUGGUAAUAGUUUUGAAUAUUAUAAAGAUCAUAUUUAUUUAUAUAAGCCAUUUGGAUUAUCCUCUGAUAUUAUUCAGACUCUAUGUGAAUAUGAAAAACAUUUAAAUAUUAAAACUAAUGAAAUAAUUUUAAAUAAACUAAAGAAUAAUUUUAAAGAAGCUCAUUUUAUAUUUUAUAUUCUAAACUUUUCACAAGAAAUUAAGUUUCCAAUAUUUUCUGAAUAUAUCUCUGCUUUUAAUGAUUUAUCUAUUACAACAUUUAAUAAAAUACAAAAUAAAUUAAUUUUUUGGUCAGAUAUUUAUAAAAACUUGAUUUAUCAAUAA